This is a messenger RNA of Wasmannia auropunctata (little fire ant), 1659 nucleotides long. It is a transcript of the gene Tspo, whose product is annotated as translocator protein. The record is from RefSeq and is a predicted model, not a curated record. The coding region runs from base 396 to 911 and encodes 171 amino acids. The transcript is spliced from 3 exons. Gene Ontology annotation, cellular component: mitochondrial outer membrane. Lineage: Eukaryota; Metazoa; Arthropoda; Insecta; Hymenoptera; Formicidae.
AAUUUCAGACAUGCUGUGUUUCUAUCAGGUGAUAAAAUAAUUCGAUCGGCGAAUCAUUGAACGAUACUUGUAGAUCCGGCAAAUUCAAAGCGCAAAUACUUGACAGAACGGGUUCAAACGCACGGCGAGAAGAUCAACGUGCAAAAUAUAGUAUAUAUACCGGUGAGAAGGAGAGUCGGCUAACACCAGCCGGCUGACUGUAGCUACGUCACUGACUGGAAAAGCAAUAGUUUAGUCUGGUUUAGUCAUCGCAAUCUACGACGCUUAGGUAAGCUCACCCAGUCCGCGUAUCGACGUUCUCCACGAACGUGCACAUCGCGCGAACUUUGCACAUCUUAUUACAUUCUGUACUUGUCUUGUACAUUCAAGUGGACAGGGUACGCAUUGACGAAGAGAUGCCGGUGAAGAUGAAUUGGCCCAUGCUGAUGGCGACGAUCUCCCCUAAUGUUGGCGGCUGGAUCGGCGGCUUCAUCACUAGAAAGAAUAUCAACUGGUACGAGACGCUAAAAAAGCCGAAAUUUAUCCCGCCGAAUUGGGUAUUCGCGCCCGUGUGGACCACCCUCUACUGUACAAUGGGCUACUCGUCGUACCUCGUGUGGCGAGACGGGGGUGGCUUCGAGGGGGCGGCCGUACCGCUCAGCGUUUACGGCCUUAAUCUCGCCCUCAACUGGUCGUGGACGCCGCUGUUCUUCGGGGCUCGCAACAUAAAAUGGGCUCUCUACGAAAUUGCGGCGUUGUGGGUCAGCACGGCGGCGGUCGGGGUCGUGUUCUACCACGUCAGUCCCGCUGCCGGCUAUCUCAUCAUCCCCUACGUCGUGUGGAACUCUUUCGCCGCGGCAUUUAAUUACUUUAUCUAUCGGGACAACAAACAGCUUCCUGCCGUCGAGAAAGCCGAGGGAAAGAAGCACUAAGAAAAUUUUUAUUUAGCAAAGAAACGAAUAGAGAGAAGGAAAAAAAUAGAGAGACAGAGAGAGAGAGAGAGAGAGACACAGACACCACUCUGUGAUGUCUGCUUAGAAAGCCAGCUUUUGGUGUCAAAAGAGCAUUCCUCACGAGACUAAUGCUAAUGGUGGGCUUAACGAGUACUUUGAAUCAGAGAUUUGAGUAUAUAAAAAUCGAGUAUUCGCACAUAUCUAUCUCUGUUAAAAGAGACACUUUAUGAAAGCGAUGAAAAGAGGAAUAUAUCGCCGCAAAGUAUUUCAGAAACCUAUUGCUUUCUUGACUUAUAUUAGUAUAGCAUAUCGAACGAAACACUUUGUGGCAAUGUCUUUUUUUUUCCUUUUUUUCCCAUGUAAAGUUAUUUAAAAAAAAAAGAUGCGAAACUACUCGUUAUUCAAAGGCGUUGAAAAACUUGGUAUUCUGGCAUCGACAUGGAUAAGCUUAGCUUAUCGAUUGGCUAUGCUUUUUUUUUUUUUUAAGUCAAAGAGAUAAUCGAAUGCCCAUCAUUCACCCUUUUACUUUCGUACAAUCGUCGUUAUGGACCACUUCAGUCGUCGGGUUCGACGAGACGUGCCUUUGCAUUGAACGCACAACGCCGUUAGUAUACACAUGUUUAUUGAUCGAUAUACGAAAUAAAGAUUAGCUAACCGACCACGUGUACGUACAUUAUACAGUGUAAUAUCUUAAAUGUACUAAGCUUUAAUAAAUCAUAUAAAGUAA